Durusdinium trenchii is the source of this 789-nucleotide messenger RNA. NCBI's taxonomy places the organism in Eukaryota, Dinophyceae, Suessiales, Symbiodiniaceae. The record is from the annotation of a GenBank genome assembly.
AUGUCAGCGCGAGUUCAGGUGGUGCAUGGAUAUGGUCAGGGUGAAGGCCCCGGCGCGCCGCCAGAAGAACUGGAGCUGCCGAGCCAGGUUUGGUUCCUGUGGCCUCUUUUCCUGGCACGUCCGACGGCGGAUCCAGAGCACGGGGCCCUGCUGCGGCACAACAAGGCGGAGCAGGUCUAUGAGGUCCUAGCGCCACGAGACAUGAACGCCUCUGAGGAGUUGUUGUUUCUGGACCUUCGCUUGACGGACGCCUCCGCCCUGUGCUUUCGCGGCGUGUGGCUCACGGCGAAGCAUCGCGCGCAGUUGAAGCUUCCGCUGCCUUCCUGGGCCAAAGGAGCACUGCCCAUGAUGCAGAAGUAUGGCUGCACGCUGAACGCGGCGCUGAAUCUCAUCGUGCCGCUCGCUCGGGACGUGGAUCCUGCCUUCUUGAGCUGCAUGCGGCUGGCCGUGCUUGAUGCCGAGCGCUUGGCCAAACUCGAGCGGCGAGGCUGGUUGGAGCACUGGCCACGGACAACGCCCCUCGACCAGGCGCAGGAGCAGCAAGCAGCGCAGCUGGCAGUGGAUCUCCUGCAGAAGGCCCUCGAACGGUUGACGCAAUCCAGCUCUGAGCUCCGGCAACGCUUUGGCAGCGACUCCGUCGUGCAACGGCCCUGCGUGCGGGUCCGCGAGGCUGAGACUAUGGUCGUGGUGAGUUUGUUGAAAUCCAUGCAGGAGUUGGCACUGCUGAGCAGCAAUGAGUAUUUGUUUGAAGCUUUGCGCGACGAGCAGCGGCGGCACCUGAACGCCUAG